Molecule: messenger RNA, 1191 nt
Organism: Pelagomonas calceolata
Lineage: Eukaryota; Pelagophyceae; Pelagomonadales; Pelagomonadaceae
Source: the annotation of a GenBank genome assembly
GCACAUCCAAGCCUCCUGGUCGUCUGCUGCCCAAUUCGCAGCCGCGACGGCGUUACGGGUCAAGAUAAACAGACGUGGGAGACAUUCUUGAACGGCUUUAGCCCUGGUGCGAGCCCUACGCGAGGUCGGAGCAGCGGAAGUCACAGAUAUCAUCUGCAGUGGCAGCAAUCCCAGCAGCUCUCGCGCGCGGAGCGAUGGCCUCAUCGAUCCGAUGUUCCGUCCUCAUCUCACUCCUGUUCGCCCAAGAUGCUACAGCGCUCCGGGGCCCACCAAACGCGCCCAACAACGACCGGCGCCGCGCGCGCCUCGAGCAGCGCGGCCUCUCGCCGCAGCCUCCAUUAAAAAUGGUCGCGGCCCCGCCCGACGCCGAGCUCGCUUCCUCUCUAGCAAGGCGCACUCUACUCACGACGCAAAAAGGAUGCUGGGCGGGAUGGGAGGUCAGCUUCGAUCCCAGGACCGGCCGGCCAAAACCUUUAGAUGACGCCUACGUCGCCGAGGAGCUGCGGGAGUGGGGCCAGUCGCCGCUCGGCUGGGAGACUUUUGUGGAGGAUAGUGGCGAGGACUCGCUCUGGCAGCGGAGCGGUUUUAGGGUAUUACCGGAAGCGGGCUGUGCGGCGGACGAAGUGGCCGUGGCGCCCUUUUCCUGGGGUGUGGACUUGGCGUCGUGUCGGGUCGUCGCCUCAUCACACGGCAUCCUCGCGGCGGACUCUCCCAGACGGCCGUCGGGCGAGUGCGGCUCGGCGGUGAGCCAGCCCUUUGUUGAUGUGCGCACGAUCUUCGGGCCUUCGGAUCUCGGGGAUCGGAUCCGUGUUGAUGUGAAAGUUGAUGCUGCCUCGUGCACAAUCAUUUCGUGCGUCGUUUGUGCUGAAAGAAGAGAUUCUUCGACGGAGCCGCCGUUCUCGUCUCCGCCGAAGCCAGGGUCCGCGCGAGCCAAGGGUUUGGACUCGUCUUCCGUAUCGUCGCGAUGCGGGCCCUGCUUCGUGACGUCGAAGGACGGCGCGGCGUCCUUUGAUGAAGACGGUGCCACAAAAUUGGAACUUGUCGACGGCCUGAUCCACGUCUGGCUCGCGCCGCGAAAUAAUGGCGGCGCCGACGUCGGCGUCGUGCUGGGCGGGCGGGGCCUGCGCCGUUCCAUCGCCGCGGACGGGGAUGUGGUGGAUGUGGGGCGGAUAAGCUAGGUUAUGUAUCGCA